AUGGAUCCUCCUUGUGAGGGAACAUUUAGCACGGAAGAUCCAAAUAUACAAUCAGUUCAACAAGAAUAUGACUAUGAUGGAGAGAGGAACCACAAGCACCCAUCCCUACAAGAAGAAGGCCAUGUCCAAACUUUCAAUGGCAAAAUAAAGCAUGUUGUUGAUGACAGUGACAUGAAAGGGUUUUUGUCCAUGAACUUUCCUAGAAAGUUGUGGCAAAUUGUGGAAAGUGAAUAUUUUAAAUCAAUCAGCUGGGAUGAGCAUGGAACAAGUGUGGUCAUUAACGAAGACCUGUUUAAGGCUGAGGUGUUGGAAAGAAAAAUGCCUUUCAAAAUAUUUGAAACGGAUUCUAUAAAAAGUUUUAUACGUCAGCUGAAUCUUUAUGGUUUUGUCAAAGUUCGACACAAUAUAGAAAGAUCUGCUUCUCUAGCUGAAUUCCUAGCUGAAGAGAGAUCUGCCACAGCAUUCCAUAAGGUCUGUAUUUCAUUAUAAUUAUUAGUUCUGAUUGUGUAUAAGACAAGAAUAACAGAACAGUUUUUUCUUUAAAGAUUACAUAAUGAUUGGACAGACAGAACCUGGUGGAGAGUGGGAAGAUUUUAGUGUAAUUCUUCUCUGUCUCAAAUUAAAGGUAUAUUGUAGUAAUCAGAUGUGACAGCACGUGUAUUCACUUUAGAAGUUUUUAUCCUGCUUUGUUAAUAGAAUUUUAAUUACCCAUAGGAUGCUCUUCCAGAUUUUUGCAGGCUAUUAACAGAGCAGGAGAAAUAAAAAUUCAAAAUUAAACAGACUGUGUGACAAAGGAAGUUUAAACAAUAAAUCUCUUUACAGUGAAUGUGUAGGAAUACUGUGUAGGUCACAUGCGGGGGGUGGUGUGACUAGUGCUGCAUAAACAAAAUUAUUGAACUCCUAAAUGUCAGAGAAUUGAGUAGGACUACAGGGUCAUGGUCUAUACACCAAAGCCACACCAUUAAGCUAAAGUUGUCUUGGUGCUUAUAGUGUCCUUUUUAGGCUCUGCCACAUAAAUAGUAACAACCCAUAAAAAAUAGUUUUUUUUUUUGUAAAACCUGAAUGGUGUGAAUGUCUCAUUCAUUGUGCCAAAAUAGCUAAACUGAAAUCACAAGAAUGUUUGUCUAAUGUUUUAAAUUCUCUUUGAAUUCCUAACUGUUCAUGCUUUAGUAAAUAAUCCUGUGUAGUUCAACCAGCAAGUUUAAAAAGAUUUCACUUAAUGGCUCAGUGUUCUAAAACAUUUUCAUAAUAGUCAUUAAUCUAUUAGUUAUUUGUAAUGACUGGGCUUAUUAAAAUAACUCUCCAAGCACCAUAAUCACUACAGCCCACAGUGGUGAUUAUAAUCUGUCAAACCAUUUUAACCCAUUAAGGACCAAACUUCUGGAAUAAAAGGGAAUCAUGACAUGUCACACAUGUCAUGUGUCCUUAAGGGGUUAAAAUUGUUGGAUUACUUACCUGGGUCCCCUUGCAAGAGAAGCCACAUCUGUACUAAGCUAAGCAGGUCAGAUACUGGAGUGUGCUCAAUGGCUGAAAUUGCUCAGCCGCUGCUCUCAGCCAAUGAGCAUUUCUCUCCUUGGUUCUGAUUAAAUGAGUGGAGGUAACUGAAUUCUUCUACAAGAAGAAUGGAGAAGUGGGCUGUGCUGUGUGACUGUCAUUAAUAGGUAAUCUGGACAUUUUGAUGCACUUCCCUAGAACUACUAUGCCAUUCAAUAUAAUGUCUGCUAAACUGGCAAAUGGCUUAAUUUUUUAAAAUUUUUUUUUAUAUAUAUUUGUAAAAAAAAAAAACAACUUUUGUUUGUUGAGUGGUGUCGUACAUCUGGUACCGAAUGUAGAAUUCGAGUCAGUGUGAUUUCAGUUUUGGCACGUUUCAUUUAGUAGGGGCGUUGGAAAAUAUAAAGUGAUAACAGGAGAAAAGAAUUCACACAUUUCUAACUGGUGCUGAAUCCUAAAUUUUACCUAAAAUUCCUCUUUUUAGUAGGGAUGUGCAUGGGCAAAAAAUUUGGUUUAUUUUGGAAAUUCAGGUAAGUAAAAAAACAAUGUGUCUGCUUCGGUAAUUCGGACAAAUGGCAUUCGGUACGGCACUUCGACAAUUCGGAACUUCGGCAAUUCAGACACUAACCCCUAACCAUAACCACUUGUUUUACCACUUUUCAGAAAUCCGAAGCACUUUGGAACGUCGGUAAUUCUGUUCAUUUCGGCACUAUGGAAAUUCAGCAAUUCGAACUUCAGACAUUUGUAAGCACCCGAAUUUCCGAAUUGCACGAAAUUCAUCCGAAUGUACAUUCGGAACUAAACGAAUUGCACGUGUAUACUUCUUAGUACCUUGAACAACUUCACCCUCUCCCAUAUGAUUAAAGUAGUGGUUCCCAACCCAGUCCUCAAGUAACCCUUAACAGUCCAGGAUUUAGGGAUUACCCAGUUGUGUUUAUAGUGUUUUUUGUUUAUUUUUUUAGAAAAAAAGAUGAAAAAAAAACACUUUGGACACAACAGGGUAAUCCCUAAAUCCUGGACUGGUAGGGCACCGCUGGAUUAAAGGAACACUAUAGGGUCAGGAAUACAAACAUGUAUUCCUAACACUAUAGUGUUUAACAAACUAAUGAGGUCCAUGGCCCCUUUAAAGAUUGCAUGGAUAAGCUGGCUUUGUCUCCAUGGCUAAGCUCAUCAGUCUUUAUGAUCUCAGCCAAGGCAAUGCUUUCCCAUGGCUAUUGCACAUGAGCAGCAAAACACCACCAUUAAAUCAAUGCAUCUCUGUGGGGAAUGUGGAGACACUGCGUAGCACUGGACAAGGAAGAAACUCUGGUGGUCAUCUGAGUGACUGCCACUAAAGGUGUUACUAGGCAGCAAUGUCAACACUGCCUUUUCAAUUUACAGUGCUCAAUCUGAGGGACACGCUAUAGACACCAGAAAUACUACAUUAAGGUGUAGUGGUUCUGCAGACUAUAGUGUCCCUUCAAGCUCACAAAAGAGAAACUUGUCAGCUUAUCUUAUGUAUGUGAUUUGUUCCCCUGAAACACAAAUAUAUUGAACAAUGAUAUUGUCUGUUUUGCCUGGUUUUCACUCAUAUGAUGGUUAAGAUUCCUGUUUAUAUGUAGAACUGCUCAAUAUACUAGCUAUCUCAAUGAUGAACUAGAGUUGAUAUGUGUAAUAUAUUUAUUUUAUUCUUAAUAUUGCAAUAAAUUGGAUACUGCUAUCUUAUUAUUGUUUUCUCUAUUUUUAUCUACUUUUAUCCAAUUUAGUCUAUGAAAAUGAACUCCACAGUACUGGUAACUAUAUAGUGACUGUGGUGCCCUGUUAUUGUUUGUCGAUAUUUUCUAUUUUCACUGUUUUUGUUUGAACUAGAGUUGGACAGCCUCGAGUUAGAAUGCUGAGGUAAUAUACUCAAUAGAAAAAAAUUAGCUCUUCAAUGUCCAAAUACAGCCUUAAAACUCCUUUUAUUUGUACUAAAACAUUCACAGUUUUCUGGAGAUCACAGAUAUACUACAGUUUCCUUUUUAUCUGCUUUAUGAGAGACAAUAUUAGUUCUAAACGCUACUGGCACAAAUACUUCUGAUGGUGCUCUGUUGUACUCCAUCAAAAUGGAGAGUCAUAUGUCAUGUCAUGAUACCUCAAUGCUUUACACAUGCAUAAAGAACACAAAAAGAUUGUAAUAAAGGAUUAUUGGUUUAAAUACAUACAAUAGUGCUAUACGGCACUACAGGUUAAAGUUCCACAACCUCCUCACGCCACAAGUUAGUAAAGUGAUGGUCACUUUUUGUUCAGAAGUGAAGGACAGGCUAAUUACUGCAGAAAUUGUGAAGUCUUUCUAGAUUGAUAAGUCAACGGAUGUCAGUAGGAAUGAUAUGGGAUCCUAAUGAGGGAGAGAAUUUGUCUCAGACCUCCCCUGGUUUUAGAUGAGUCCUUUCAUGCUAUUUUAGCGCAUAUUCAUUCACACUAAAUUCUAGCAAAUUGAAAUCCAAAUGACAAAAGUGUCUACGGUCCUUGACUAGCUUUUCUAAAUGCACAAAAAAAUAUAUUGUGUCUCCUUACAAAAUGUAUUUUGUAUUCUAGAUGCAAUUUUACCACAACCCAAAUUUCAGAAGAGAUGAGCCACAUCUGUUAGGAAGGAUGAAAAGAAGAAUUGGAAUAAAAAAUUCUAUCACAGCUACAUCUUUGUUGGAGCCAGGCGUGGACAAUGAAGCUCCUAAAAAUGUAGAAAAGGCGUGCAAACAGACAAGUGUUCUAGAAGAAGACGUGCGCAGAUUUUAUUCUAAAAGUCCAAAUGUAAGUCAGCAACCCUUUCUGCCAAUGCAUCAUGGUCCGUCGACAUCCUUAACCAGUUCUGUGAGGCCAUUAGAAUCCGAAGUGGAUCAACAUUUUGACUUUAGUCAGCUGCCUCCAUUUGAUUCACAGAACAUCUCCAGCAAUCACAAUAACACCUAUGGUAUUGGUUCAACAACCAUGGCGUCAUCAUCCUUGCUUCAAGUUUUACCUCCAAUGCAAAGUAACCAUUUUAACCCUGCGAUGGGGUUUCCAGGCUUUCCAUCAAUGUAUCAAGAUUUGGCAGCCCAGGCUAACCUGGUUAGUCUACUACCAUUCUUUAAUCCUUGGCUUUCAAUGCCCAUGAUUGCUGCCGCAUCUGCUGCGUACAUGUCCCAUUCAUUCUACCACCGCAGUUCAUCAUCUUCUAACCAUUGCCCAAAUUGUAACUGCUCUAAUGGUGCACAUCAUCAGCAUGUGCCAAAGAAAGCAUAA
This is a messenger RNA of Pelobates cultripes (western spadefoot toad), 4731 nucleotides long. NCBI's taxonomy places the organism in Eukaryota, Metazoa, Chordata, Amphibia, Anura, Pelobatidae. The record is from the annotation of a GenBank genome assembly.